AUGAAGAAUUUUCAGUCCCUUCUUCCUGAAGGAAGCAAGUUUAAUCAAAUACUAUGCGCAGUUUUAAUCAACUUACCAGUAUUUGUAUAUGGUGCAAGCAUCGGCUGGAUGUCGCCUAUGACCCUGCUCCUGCAAUCCAAGGACUCACCUAAAGGAGUUCCCCUGACAGAUAAAGAGGUAUCAUGGAUGGCUGCUGUACCCUACUUGGUAUGCGUACCAGGAAAUAUUUUUAUGGCAUACGCGGGAGAUAAAAUUGGCAGAAAAUUAACACUUCUUUUCAUAUCAGCUUUGGGGGCCGUUAAUUGGAUUUUGCUACUUCUGUCGCUGGAAACUUGGGCACUGGUGUUGGCUAGAGCUCUGGUGGGAAUGACAAUGGCUGGAUGUUAUGUCACUUGCCCUACAUUUACCAAAGAAAUCAGUGAAGAUAGUAUGCGAGGUGCUUUAGGCUGUUUAACAAUUCUGUUUCACACAACAGGAAAUCUAUUUUUGUACAUCAUUGGCGAUAUAUUGAGCUACCGAACGAUUUUAUGGGUAUGUCUUGCAUUACCAGCAUUCCAUGUUGUAAUUUUUAUGGCAAUGCCUGAAUCACCUUCUUACUUGGUGAAAAGGGGAAAUGAAGAGGAAGCAGCUAGAGUACUUGCUUGGCUUCGUUGUGGACGAAUUAAUGAUGUGAAAGUACAACGGGAGUUGGACAAUAUUAAAAGGGAGCAAAAAAAUGACGAAGAGAGCAGCAAAUUCUUGCUAAAGGCAAUCUUCAAAGACAAAAUAUUGUUUAGAGCCUUUCGCAUUGCGAUGGUAGCAACACUCGCUCGAGAAGUUUGCGGCGCUAUACCAGUAUUAAAUUUUGCUGGGGAGAUCUUUACAUAUGCAUCAGAAGGCAAUGCGCUGGUCCUCACACCAAAUCAACAAGCAAUGCUUCUUGGAGCUGUACAAGUUUUAGGUUCAACGCUCGCGUCAAAUGUUGUUGAUAGAAUUGGAAGAAAGUCACUGUUGGCCACCACCUCUUUGAUCUCAGGAUUAAGCAUGUGCUCCCUAGCAUCAUGGUUUUUAGCAAGAUCGUAUGGAGCUUACACUCCCAAUUGGCUUCCCAUUGUAACGCUUUGCAUGUGUAUCUUCUGUGAUUCAGCGGGACUACAACCAGUGUCCAUUGUACUCACGGGAGAAAUAUUUUCUUUUAAGUUCCGUGGAUCAGUGCUCGCUGUUACUAUGGCUACAGCAUCGUUUGCGGACUUUCUGCAGAUGUUAUUUUUCAAGCCCCUUGCGAACUCAAUUGGAAUUUACGUGGCCUUCUAUUUCUUUGGAGGGAUUUGCUUGUUAACAGUGUUGUACGUGAUCUUUGCGGUUCCAGAAACUAAAUCAAGGACUUUAGAGGAAAUUUACGAAGACUUAAAAUCAAAAAAGGUGAAGUCAGUAGACGACAUUAUUAAAUUAGAUAAGAACAAAAACUGA
Messenger RNA from Parnassius apollo (apollo), 1449 nucleotides. The record is from the annotation of a GenBank genome assembly. NCBI's taxonomy places the organism in Eukaryota, Metazoa, Arthropoda, Insecta, Lepidoptera, Papilionidae.